Bacillus rossius redtenbacheri is the source of this 3706-nucleotide messenger RNA. RefSeq names its product UDP-glucosyltransferase 2 (gene Ugt50B3). NCBI's taxonomy places the organism in Eukaryota, Metazoa, Arthropoda, Insecta, Phasmatodea, Bacillidae. The coding region runs from base 68 to 1621 and encodes 517 amino acids. The transcript has 6 exons. Gene Ontology annotation, molecular function: UDP-glycosyltransferase activity. The record is from RefSeq and is a predicted model, not a curated record.
CGACGGUCUUCCCGCGUGUCGCAACCGGAUCAAGCGCCUCGCACGCAGACGUGCGGCUGACCGGGAGAUGGUGGUGAUGAUGAUGGUGAUCUGUCUUCUCCUGACCGCCGUGUCGGUCUCGGGCGACUCGGUGCUGCUGGUGACGCUGGGCGGCACCGCCAGCCACAAGGUGCCCUUCAUGGCGCUGGCACGCGGCCUGGCGGCGCGCGGCCACAACCUCACCUUCGUGAGCGCCUUCCCGCCCGAGCGCUCCGAGCCCGGCGUGGAGGAGGUGGCGCCCCAAGCGCUCGUCGGCUACGUCCGCAACUACACCGACUGGGACCUGCUGGGCGCGCGCAUGCGCGGCCACGAGCCGGUGCACCCAUUGGACGUGCUUCGUUACGGCUUCCAGGUGUGCGAGGCGCUGCUCUCUGACCCGGAGACCAAGGACCUCCUGUCGAGCGGCAGGACCUUCGACCUGCUGGUCCUGGACGGCGCCUACCCCGAGUGCGCGUUGGGCCUGGCGCACCACUUCCGCGCGCCCUUCAUGUACCUGAACACGGUCGGCUUCUACACCGGCUCGCUGUCGUACGGCGGCAGCCCCACGCCCUACUCGGUCACGCCGUUCUUCGGGCGCGCCUUCACCGACCGCAUGGGGUUGGCGGAGCGCGCGCUCAACACCGCCUACCACUUGCUCCUGGGGCUGAUGCACACCGUCAUGGUGAAGGCGUUCCUGGAGGGCGUGCUUCGGGAGCACCUGGGCCCGGGAGUUCCUCCCGUGUACUCCAUGGCCAGCAACGUCAGCUUCAUCCUGCAGAACGGCCACGCCACCGUCACGUACCCCAGGCCUUACCUGCCCAACGUCGCCGAGGUGGCGUGCAUUCACUGCCGUCCUGCGGGCCCUCUCGACAAGGAGCUGGAGGAGUUCGUGUCCGGAGGCGGCGAGGCGGGCUUCGUGUACGUGAGCAUGGGGUCGUCGGUGCGCGCGGCCAACAUGCCGGAGUCCCUGCGGCGGCUGCUGCUGCGGGUGUUCGCCGGGCUGCCCCACCGCGUGCUGUGGAAGUGGGAGGGCGGGCCCAUGCCGGAACUGCCGCCCAACGUGCGCCUGGCCCGCUGGCUGCCUCAGCAGGACAUCCUGGGCCACCGCAAGCUGCGCGCCUUCGUGACGCACGGCGGGCUGCUCAGCAUGUUCGAGACGGUGUACCACGCCGCGCCCGCCGUCAGCGUGCCCGUGUUCUGUGACCACGACGCGAACGCGGCCAAGGCGGCCGCCGACGGCUACGCCCUGCGCCUCGAGCUGCAGGGCCUGACGGCGGACAAGCUGGCACGCGCCAUCCGCGAGGUGGUGCGCGAUCCCAGGUACCGGCAGAGCGCGAGGCACCGCUCGCGGCUGCUGCGCGACCAGAAAGAGACGCCGCUGGAGCGGGCGAUCUACUGGACCGAGUACGUGCUGCGCCACCGCGGCGCCCCACACCUGCAGUCCCCGGCCAAGGACCUCGGAGUCCUGCAGUACUACCUGGUGGACGUGGCGGUCCUGUACGCCCUGCUGCUGGCGGCGGCGCUGUCGGCAGCCUCGCAGCUGUUCCAGCUGGCCGCGCGCACGUCCCACCACCGCCGCCCGGGACGGCUCAAGGCCGACUGAGCCCGGCGCCGCCGCCGGUUUUUCCAUCACAGGGGCGCAGCCCCCCAGCGUGGGGGAGGUACAAGCCUGUCAGGGCUCUUGUCCUCCCAAGUGGUCGUCAUUAUCGGAUGAGGGGAUUGAGAGGGAUAGCCCCUCCCCUCCCCUCCCCCCUCGUCAUUAGUUAUUGUGCGUGCUGAUUCCCAGCUGAAUGUGUGGAGAGGAGGACUGAGAGCCACAGUUUCAGUCCCCCUUCCAUUCCCUUUUGGUUUCCCCCUCCUAUCCUGCCUACCAGGGAAGGAGGGUGAGGCAGAGUAAAAACAACCCCUGCCCCGUUGGUGGCUAUUAAAAUUUUGGAAACUGUAGGUCUGGCCUAAUUGGCAUGUCUUAAUUUUUCCCGGCGCCCACACGCACACGCUUUAUUUAUUGCUCGCGACGAGCCUCUCGUUUUGUGGACUGGAGGCUCCCAGCUCGCACGCCCUGCAUUCCCUUUCGAUACAGGGUUGCAACAACUAAAUUUCCAAAGGUGGGGGCAAUAUACCUCUUUAUAAAGCAGAGGUUCCCAAACGGUGGGUCGCGACCCACCAGUGGGUCGCGGAAGUGUUACAGGUGGGUCGUCACUCGAUCAAUGAAACUAUCAGAAACCAUCUAAUAAACCACCAAAAAAGAUAAUAAAAAUCGAAACAAAUCGAAUUGUGUGAAAACACAUAUGUAUUGUUAAAUAAGUAACUAUUUUUCUACAAGGUGCUUAUAUAUUGUCAACCAUUUUCAAGUCAGAACACAAAUUGUUUAUCAAUAAUCAAUAGGUAUCCUAUAAAAAAGCAUAUAUAUGUAUAUAUAUUUGCAAUAUUUGAUGGUAAAUUAUAUACAUACAUAAGGAAGGGAUACGAUACAAAUGCGAUUUUUACUCCACCAUGGACCAAUAGACCGUGGAGGUAUUCCUUUAAGGUUAGGUGGGUCGCCAGCUGAAAAAGUUUUGGAACCACUGUUGAUUACACAGCACUUUCUUUGCCCCCCGUUUGCCCCCACUUCAAGGUUUCAGAAGAGGGGGGGCAAAAUACCCUUGCCCCCCCCCCCCCUUGUUGUUGCGCCACUGCUUUCAAACAUUCAUUUAAAACGACAAAUAUAUAUAUAUAUUUUUUAAAAUGAAACUUCUUUACUGAGAUGGCUAACAUUUUUUCGAGCGUUACGGAAAUACCGACCGCACGGGGGGAAUAGUUACCAAGUCUGUUACGAAACAGCGUUACGAGAACUCCGUAGCAUCACUGCUGCUUCGUUUCUGCCUCUCCCAAGCCGUCUCCCCUUCCGGCCGUUACUACUACCAUACAGCAUGCUCCGCUACGUGCCUAUAACCCUCCCCCCCCCUUUUACUGACUUCCCAUUCGACCGCUAGCGCAUGCGUGGGCGUGGUUUCGCCGCUGACGUUAAGUAUAGGGUGGUUGGAACCGUAAGAGGAGGAGAGUGCUUCAUGGGGGAGAAACUCUAAUUACCGAGACUGAGACCUAGUUUUUUGAAGUAGUUAUGGGCCCGUCCGCUAGAUAGUAGUUUAUCAUAAUAUAUUGCUGACAUAACUACAUUAAUUUAUUAGGAGAAGUAAUGUAUAAGCUAUUAUCAGGCAAACAAACCAAUGAAAAUUCACUAUAUUUAGGUAGCCACUAAUUUUGUGGUGUGUAAUACAAUGAGUUCUUGCACCUUAUACUGCUUUAUUUAUUACAUGACGGUUUAUUACAAAACAGCAUUAAGUAUUUUCGCAUCGAUUAAAUUAGUUUUGUGCCGCAAAGGAGAUAACUUAAUAUAACAAAAAAAAAAAAACGUAUUAACUAAAAAAACUUUGUAUGAGAACCUCUGUUACGAUUUUUUAUUUGCUGAUAGUUAUGGGCCCGCCCAACAGAUAGCGACACAUGUCGCGUGAAACAUGGUUUCAGUUUCCACUGUAAGAGUCGCACUUCUUUAUUUCCCUCCUUGUUCUGUGGAGUGCGUCAGCGGCGACGCCACUCCAACGCAUGCGUUAGCUGCCGAAAGGUAAGACAGCAAAGUGGUUGGGGAUAGUACUUAGCGGAGCAUGCUGUAUGCUAGUUGCAACGGCCGUAAAGGGGAGACGGCAGGGGA